UGGCAAAUCUUCUCGUCCUCAGACGUCUUUCUUGCUUCUGUUUUGGGAUUUGAUAUCGUAAAGAUCGUUUCUUUUCUUGGGGUUUCUUCAAAUUAUUGAGAUCUCGAUUCAGCCCGAGUGUCUCUGCGUUUCCCCCAAAAUUACAGAUCAUGCACUCUAUGCAAUAUUGAGGACCGACCCGAGUGAUUCUCGUGGGCUCUCUUGAAGGUCGAGUGUUCUUCAAAAGGAUAAUCUUUGGUCGUUCUUUGAUCAAGAAAACAACUUCUUUUUUAGGAGACGGAGAUCCUUUCUGUUCCUUUCUUUUUUUGGAGGUGUGCUGCCGGCAACAUCUAAACCCUCAUUGUUAGCUUUUCUUGGAUCUAAUCAUUCAUGCAAUCUUGUCGUCUUGAAAGAUCUUUCUCGGCUAAUAUGUAGUCUUUCCAGAAAAAACAUUUGUUGUUUCGAGAAGUUGCAUGCUCAAUAUUUGUGUCUUGCUGCGCAAUCUUGAGCACAUUCCAAGAUCAUUUUGUGUAUGUGAGUGUUCAAGUUGUUUCGGUUGCUUAUUUGUGGGUUAAUGGGAAGAGGCAGAGGAAAGGGGAAGAAAUUGACAGCAGUUGCAAGUCAUGAGGAUCUGGAUAAUGAUGGUGAAGAACCCCUUCCUGCAUAUAAAAGAAGGGGAAGGCUGCAGAAAACCCUGAAGGAUAACAUAGAUGAAGAUGAUACUGAAAAGAAUGAAGAAGGGACAGAUGAUACGAAGGUUACAGUGACAAGCAAAGAGCUCAAUGGUUCGAUGGGGCAAAAAGGGAAGAAGAGGAAGAGGUACUCUCAAGUAAAAGAAAAUCCUGAUUUAGUUUCAGAGGAGAAUGGCGAUGAACUGAAACCAAAAACUGAAGAGUUAACCAGGUCCAAUGGUUUUCGACACAAUGGAAGCCGGCGGAAGAGCAAGCCUCGACGGGCUGCUGAGGCAUAAAUCAUGUUCAAACCGACAUUUUAAUUUGCUAUCUCGCUACCAUUACAAAACCAGACAUGGUGAACACCUCAAGUCCUUAUCAGUUCACCUUUUUUUUUUCAGUCGCUUUGUUUCUCCUCUCCUUUGUUUUUCACAAGUGAACCAUAUAGGAAGCUAGGGACUAGAUCAUACUGCUUCCUGAUCUUUGUGGAUGUCCAAACGGUGUAAAAAAUAUCCUUUAACUUUCAUUUUCAUUUCAAUGCAGAGCUUUGAGCACAUCAUUAUCUUA
Musa acuminata subsp. malaccensis (wild Malaysian banana) is the source of this 1217-nucleotide messenger RNA. RefSeq lists its product as uncharacterized. NCBI's taxonomy places the organism in Eukaryota, Viridiplantae, Streptophyta, Magnoliopsida, Zingiberales, Musaceae. The record is from RefSeq and is a predicted model, not a curated record.